Messenger RNA from Closterium sp. Yama58-4, 1947 nucleotides. NCBI's taxonomy places the organism in Eukaryota, Viridiplantae, Streptophyta, Zygnematophyceae, Desmidiales, Closteriaceae. The record is from the annotation of a GenBank genome assembly.
AUGGAGCACGCGAUCACCGACAAGGAAGUAACCACAAUGGGGGGUCGACUACGCCAAGCUUUCGCUUGGUGGGCCUCAUGGUGCGAGAGUAGUCUCAUCCUGUCGGUCAUAUCUAAUGGAUACUGGCUCCCCUGGAAAGCUUUGCCACCACCGUCGUUUCGCGACAAGAACCAUGCCGGUGUGGAGCGGCACAACGAGUUCACACGAUCCGCAAUUUCGGACUUGCUCUCAUCCGGUGCAGCAGCAAUCGCAGUCGGCCCAAAUGCCGUGGUAUGUACUAGUCCACUCAACGUCGUGGAGCAACGUGACAAGUGUCGCCUCAUCUUGGACUUGAGGAAAGUCAAUCAGCACCUCUUCAUCCCAAAAUUCAAGUACGAAGGCUUGGUUCGAGUCGCCGAGUUGGCACAACCUGGCGACUGGAUGUUCUCAAUCGACCUGAAGUCUGGAUACCACCACAUUGAUAUUCACCCAUCCUGCUGGAAGUUCCUCGGUUUUCACUUCGAUGGCACGGACUACUACUUCAAGUCGUUACCGUUCGGCCUCGCAACGGCACCCUUCCUUUUCACUCAGUUGAUCAAACAACUGGCUCGAAGAUGGCGAGCGCAAGGUACCCGAGUCAUUCCCUAUGUGGAUGACAUCUUAUUUCUCUGCAGUUCGGAGAAGGACGCAUGCACGAUACGUGAGGCAAUCAUUCGCGACCUACGACGGUCGGGCCUUGUCAUCAACGCAAAAAAUUCGCACCUCAUUCCGAUCCAGAAACUGCGAUUUCUGGGGAUGGAGUUGGACACUCAAUCCGGGAGAUUCACCAUCGGUCCCGAACGUCGGGAACAACUCAUGCACACGCUACGGGUGCUCCUCACCGCUUUCGAGCGUCGACAACGGAUACCAAUCCGCCAAGUUGCACGGGUCACCGGCAUUCUCGCUUCCAUGGCGCUCGGCCUUGGUACAACAGCACGCGCAUUCAGUCAUCAACUCCUAGAGCUCAUCAACGCAGCACCAUCAUGGAAUGCCAGGAUACACCUAACCCCAGAGGCUCGCGACGAGCUCGACUUCUGGCUUCAAAACUUCGAUCGCUUUAACGGGGCACCGUUUCACAUGCCCCACAGUAUCGACUCAGUGAUUCACGUCGACGCAAGUGCUCAUAGUUGGGGUGCGACCCUAGCUUCCUUCCCAAGUAAAAACCUGCAAGGCAGCAGCCCGAUGCCAUACGAGCUCCUUACCACUUCAAGCACACGUCGAGAGCUCGAAGGUGUGCUCUGGGCCCUGCGUACAUUCUCCAAUCAAAUUAAGGGCCGCCAUGUGCUUAUGCGAGCCGACAACCAAGGCGUAUUCUUCAUUCUUCGUAAAGGCGGUUCCGGGAAACCCGAGCUCACCCUCCUGUGCAAGUUCAUCAUCGCUCACUGCAUGGCGAACGAAAUCCGGCUGGCAAUCGAAUGGAUCCCUCGUGCACUCAACAUGGAGGCAGACGCACUUUCCAAGUUGGAAGAUAACGACGACUACUCGCUGAAACUCCCUUGGUUCUCGUUGCUGGAGAGGCGUUGGGGACCCCACACCGUCGACCUGUUUGCCAAUGCCAAUAAUGCGCAACUCUCGCGCUUCUUUUCAAAGGUUCCCCACCCACACUCAACGGCCGUCAAUGCCUUCUCGCAAGACUGGGGAGCAGAACACGGAUUUGCUUUCCCCCCUCCACACCUGAUCCCCGCCACCUUGCGUCACGCAAAGCGCACCUCUGCCUCUCUGACGUUAGUCAUUCCCGAAUGGACGGGAGCGUCAUGGUGGCCCUUGCUCCGGCCAUCACCAAAGGCUUGGGCAUCAGGAAUAACAUCGUGUCUACAUCUUGCUAGCGGUAGCCAGUGUCUGCAUGUUGGUUCGCACACCGGCGCAUUCUCAGGAGCUGGUCUCCCUGUUAGCAGAAUCCUCGCACUUCAACUGAAAUUCAAUCAUUGA